CUCCGUGAUCGUUGCUCUCACAGGACGGCGCUUCGAGCGCUUGGCAUUCGGACCCGUAUAUUUCAAACGAACCAGCCAGCCAGAGGAUGAUGCAACAACUGCGUGAGUGCUCCGAAAGUACAACAGCUGUCUCACUGGGUUACGUUGCUACAACAAUCGACAUCUGUCCCUUGUAGCGCGUUUCGUCGGACAUGUCCUUGCCUCUUACCCGCGCACUAUGCUUUACAGGUGGAUGACUGGAGCAGUUGUCAUGAACCCGAAGCCUUCGCAGGAUGUCUCUACUGAACCUCUUCGGCGGCCUGCGCCGCCUUCUACGGCGUCGAACGGUGUCCAUCGACAACUGCGUCUUCAGGCUGCACUGGCUCGUGACGUCCCUGGUCCUGGUGACGUUUAGCCUUCUCAUCACGGCUCGUCAAUACGUGGGAGAACCCAUCGAAUGUGUGCCGCCGUCGGACGACUUUCCCAUGUCUGUGCUCAAUACCUAUUGCUGGAUUCACUCCACGUUUACCAUACCGUCGGCGUUUGUGAAGAAAGUGGGUGUCGAAGUCGCUCAUCCCGGUGUGGACAACAGCGGCAGUUGGUUUCAGGACAAGCGUUACACUGCCUACUACCAGUGGGUAUGUUUCACGUUGUUUUUCCAAGCGACGCUGUUCUAUUUACCUUAUUACAUAUGGAAGAACUGGGAAGGAGGGCUGCUCGAAGUGAUCACGAUGGGAAUGCAGGUGGUCAUCAUGGAAGAUCAGGAGCGAACGCAUAAGACGUCGAUCUUGACGGAGUACCUCUUCCGCAACCUCAAGAAACACCAAGUGUACGCGCUGAAAUACAUGUUCUGUGAGUUCCUCUCCUUCGUGAAUGUCAUUGGGCAGAUGUUCCUCAUUGAUCGGUUUUUAGGCGGCGAGUUUUGGAGCUACGGUAUAGAGGUCAUACGUUUUUCACAGAGCGACCAGGAGGACCGCUGGGAUCCCAUGGUGUUCGUCUUCCCUCGAGUCACGAAGUGUACCUUCCAUACGUUCGGUACCUCCGGAGACAUUCAGAGGCACGACGCCCUCUGCCUGUUGCCGCUUAACGUGGUGAACGAGAAGAUAUACAUAUUCAUCUGGUUUUGGUUCAUCGUGCUCGUCGUACUGAGCUCGGUCGUCUUCCUCAUGCGGAGCCUGGUGCUGGCCGUGCCGAGGCUCCGCUUCUACUUCCUCAAGAACAGGUGCCCGCUUGUGGAACCCGCUGAUCUCGAAGUUUUGACGCGGACUGCAAACGCGGGAGAUUGGUUUCUGUUCUACAUGCUCGCAAAGAAUAUUGAUCCUUUGGUGUACAGGGAUGUCAUGUGUAAUCUGGCCAAAAUGAUCGAAAGGAGGCUGAGUGAAAAUGGAGUGGCUCUUAACCAACUGUGAGGAUCAUUUUGUCGAAGUGCUCCGUACGGGCACACUGGCGGACGCGAGGUGUGUGGAUCGACUCGAAGGUACAGAUAUGCUCGAAAACCCACGGAAACCUCAGACAACACAGCCGGUGGUGUAGGAUUCGAACCCACCACCUCCCAGUCUUCAGCACGACCUUGGCUACCACUCGCGAGCGGGUGCUUUUUCCCCGCUAGGCCAUGCCGCUGGUCCUGUGUUUUCCGCUAGCCUUUCCAGGCGAAUGUCGGCGCAGUUCCCUCUGAUGUCGGCCCACGACCGUACGCAUACUAAUCCCCCUGCCUCCCACUCCAUCCUGCUGUCCUCUCGCCAUCUGCCCACCUUCUGUACGCCGCUCGUAGCCAGAGUUGCUUCGCGGUGCUAGCACGGAAUUUAAAAAGAAAACGUAGGGAAAACCUUAUAGACAGUACAGCCAGUAGUACGAUGCGAACCCUCCAUGUCUUCCGGAUUUCAGCACAACCUCGGCUACCACCAACGGGCGGACGCUUUCGUCCACUCGCCCGUGCCGCUGGUCCGUACAGAUUACUGUUGUGAGGAUGUAUUUGUGUUGUUCUUCUUGAUACGAUGUGAGAUGACGCAACUUACAGGUGGCGACGCAUGCACCUGCAUAGCAGGCGUCUAUAUACGUUUGCGACAUGCUGUCAACGAGAACGUCACAUUAGAUUGCUUUCCGUUUAAGCUGUACUACACGGUCCUCGUGAAGGGCAGCGUGUACACACCUGCAGCUUCAGGUUGGACGCUACCGUUACGUUUAAUACAGUGUGCCAUCGCGCAACCUAGCACCGCAGUUUAUCUUUCCUUAUGGGACCGCAAAAAUCCGAGCACGAGUUAUCAAAAAUAAGCGUAACCCGCAUCUCUGGCCGAAACGGGCUGUGGACUUAACUUUGAUAUUUUCGUUAUUGUAUCGGAAAAAUAUGUGAAGAGAGACGCGAAGUGCUCUGCUCAACGAACUAUACGGGAAUGCAUAUACCAAUGUAUCUACAAAAGCUUGUACAUGCUCUUACCUGUCAGUGGUUCUCAACCUUCCUUGCUCCAUGUACCCCUUUCGAUGUUCAGCGAAGCGUUAAUCUACCCCAUAUUAACUACGAAAGAGUGCACGCGUGAAAAUGUAUUGCAUUGCUUCCUCUGAGUUUCGUGAAAGCAUUGUUUGUGGCGAGCGACCUUACGCUAGAUACCGCUUCCAGUUCCUCAGUACCGGCACGGUACUCCAGUACCGUGCGCACCCGUAGGAGCCAUCAUGACAUACCGUCGAGGAACAUGCCAUGUGAAUGAUAUACUACGCAGAGUGCGCGCAUGUACCGUUUGGGGGCGGAUGUUACGUGGUGUAGUUCCCCCCAUGGCACCCCUCCAAAUCCCCCCAAUGGGGAAUCCCCCACCAGCUGAGAACUCAUGUGCUAAAUGAUCACUGUUUUUCAUUGUAUAUACCAUCAGAUUCAGAUCAGUGUAAUAAAUUGUCUUAGCAUAUAGAUGUCACGCGACGUAAAGUCACGUAUAAUUAUUAUUAUUAUUAUUAUCAUUAACGUCUUACCUGUCAUAUCGUUCACAAUCCCUCCAGGGUGAAAGGCUCUGUACUCCAUCGUCGCAAUUGACCAUACGUCUCAUGAAACGUAAAACGCGCGUUUGACUGUGUCUCGAGGACUGUGGACUCUGAACUGUGCCCGCUGUAUUAUGGAUGUAAAAGGGUUCGAACCCGUGAACCUACCAAUUUGGAAUUUCAGGUGGUCAGUGAAAAGAGCCACGUGUAAUUAUUUUGUCCACGCGAUAUUCAUAGUUUCAUCAUGUAUGGAGCUGGAGACCGUUGUGCAUUUUCAUGCCAUUGCAUCAUCCACAAUGUCCACCACCACCGUACUGUUUGCUGCGUUCCUUUGAGAAGCCGUCACGCACGUGCGCAAUACGAACUUCUUGGUGCUUUCGGCACCGUGCAAGCGAAACGUCGCCUACGAAACGAGCCCAUGAUGUGCCAGGUAUUUUGGCUCCUGGCAGAAGACCAGGGACGAAGGCGUCCUCCUGUCUCGUGAUGCCGGCUUCUGGUGAAGCUGUCACUGGACUCAAAAGUUAACGCAAGACUUCAGAAACAUUCCAGCAGAAAGUGUUCAAGGUUGCCUACUGUGGCCCUGUUCCCGGAUGACCGUGCGUCAUGCAGACAAAGUGGAAAAACAGCAAUGCUGCAGCAGUGAUAUUUCUGUAUACGGCACAUGUACUUCAACGAUCAAACGAAACUCAUUGCUCUGCAACAUUAUAUGUUGCGUAUGUUAUUUUUGGUUCAUAAUCUGAGUUAAAACGCAUAGAUUACAAAUGUGCUUCCAUAUCGAUCGCACAUCUCGUGUUUCUUCUUGAAGUUGUCAAGCUUAAAAUGAGAUGUCAAUGUUUCCAGAUCUUGUGUGAGUAAUUUGUUUGCGGUUACGUUGACUCGACCGGUACAAGGAAUUACAGUGUUUCCUUCGAUACUUAAUAUUCCAGUCGGGGUCCUCAUAUACGUUCUCUAUUGCUAUGCACUGCCUGUAUUUGCGACAUUGUGUAGCUCUUUCCAUGGCAUACCUGUGGGUUAUUUGAAGUAUAUAAGUAGUAUUUGGCGUGUGUACAUAUACACUAGACAGUGGAUAACAUCCCAUUUUCAUAUGUACAAAUUCUCACUGUGUUCAGAUUCACUGAUAUGCGCGCACUCAGUAAAGUUUUUUUUUUCAAAUAAACAAACAAGAAUUUGU
Molecule: messenger RNA, 4114 nt
Organism: Ornithodoros turicata
Lineage: Eukaryota; Metazoa; Arthropoda; Arachnida; Ixodida; Argasidae
Product: innexin shaking-B-like
Exons: 2
Coding region: 273-1388 (371 amino acids)
Cellular component (GO): gap junction; plasma membrane
Molecular function (GO): gap junction channel activity
Source: RefSeq, a predicted model, not a curated record